Messenger RNA from Verticillium alfalfae VaMs.102, 3726 nucleotides. Its product is annotated as 5-oxoprolinase. Gene Ontology annotation, biological process: glutathione metabolic process. Bases 1 to 3726 code for a protein of 1241 amino acids. Lineage: Eukaryota; Fungi; Ascomycota; Sordariomycetes; Glomerellales; Plectosphaerellaceae. Gene Ontology annotation, molecular function: 5-oxoprolinase (ATP-hydrolyzing) activity. The record is from RefSeq and is a predicted model, not a curated record. The transcript has 4 exons. Gene Ontology annotation, cellular component: cytosol.
AUGCCCGGCGUCCAGAUUUCCAUCGACCGCGGCGGCACCUUCACGGACGUGCAUGCAUCCGUGCCCGGCCGUGAAGACAUCAUCCUCAAGGUUCUCUCCGUCGACCCAGCCAACUAUCCCGAUGCGCCCACAGAAGGCGUCCGCCGCGUGCUCGAGCUCGUCACCGGCAAGCCUCACCCCCGCGGCACGCCCCUCGACACGGCGCCCAUAGACCGCAUUCGCAUGGGCACAACCGUCGGCACAAACGCCCUGCUCGAGCGCAAGGGCGCCCUCUCCGCGCUGCUCGUCACAAAGGGGUUCCGCGACCUGCUGCGCAUCAGUACCCAGUCGCGCCCUAACAUUUUCGACCUCAGCGUCGCCACGCCAGAGCUGCUGUACCAAGACGUCGUCGAGGUCGACGAGCGCGUCACACUGGAGGGCUACUCGGAAGACCCGGAACCGCAGACCAUCGACCCGGCGAGCGACCCGUCGCUGCACGUCGGUCUGACGGGCGAGAUUGUGCGCGUCCUCCAGACGCCAGACCUGGACGCCGUGCGCGCGUCGCUGCAGAAGCUGUGGGACGACGGCUACCGCUCGCUGUCGGUCGUCUUCCUGCACUCGUACGUCUACCCGGCGCACGAGCGGCUCGUCGGCAGCCUGGCGCGCGAGAUGGGCUUCGCGGCCGUCGAAUCGGCGGCCCUGCAGCCCAUGAUCAAAGCCGUGCCGCGGGGCACGUCGGCGACGGCAGACGCAUACCUGACGCCGAUUAUCCGGGCGUACAUCGACUCGAUAUCGGCCAACUUUCAGGGCGGGCUCGAAGCGGCGAACCUGCGCUGCGACUUUAUGCAGUCAGACGGAGGGCUCGUCGACUUCCGGGCCUUCAGCGGCCUGAAGAGCAUUCUUUCGGGUCCGGCGGGCGGCGUUGUCGGGUAUGCGCAGACGUCGUGGGAUGAGGAGCAGAGGAAACCCGUCAUUGGCUUCGACAUGGGCGGUACAUCGACAGACUGCUCGAGGUUCGCCGGUACGUAUGAGCAUGUGUUUGAGACGACGACGGCGGGCGUUCUCAUCCAAUCGCCCCAGCUUGACAUUAUCACCGUCGCGGCAGGCGGCGGCUCCAUGCUCUUCUGGCGCAACGGUCUCUUCGCUGUAGGACCCGAGUCCGCCGGUGCCCAUCCCGGCCCAGCCUGCUAUCGCAAGGGAGGGCCCCUGACCGUGACGGACGCCAAUCUCUUCCUCGGCCGCAUCGCGCCCGACUACUUCCCCCACAUCUUCGGUCCCAACGAGAACGAGCCGCUUGGCACCGAGGUUGUGGCCGACAAGUUUGCCGAACUGACGGCAGAGAUCAACGCCGACAACCGCGCCAUGGGACGAGCCGCGUUCUCCGCCGAGCAGGUGGCCCUGGGCUUCUUGCAGGUGGCAUCCGAGGUCAUGGCGAGGCCGAUCCGGGCACUGACGGAGGCGAGGGGAUACGACACCUCGGACCACAUUCUUUCAUGUUUUGGCGGCGCUGGUGGCCAGCACGCGUGCGACGUCGCAGCGGCGCUGUCCAUCGAGCAGGUCGUCAUUCACAAGUACUCGUCUAUCCUGUCGGCCUACGGCCUGUCGCUGGCCGACCUGGUGCACGAGGUGCAGAGGCCGGCCGCCGUAGACUUUGGUGCGGCCAGCUUCCCCGUCAUCGAGCAGACGCUGGCCGACAUGUCGUCUGAAGCAACGGCGCAUCUGGCGGGCCAGGACAUCGAUGCUGGCCGGAUCAGGUUGGAAGUGUACCUCAACAUGCGCUACGAGGGAUCCAACUCGGCCUUCAUGAUCAUGCAACACGCCGGCGAGGCGACGGCCAACUUUGGCAAGUCCUUCGAGGAGAAGCACUCGCGCGAGUUUGGCUUUGUGUUCCCCGAGAAGAGGAUUCUGAUUGACGACUACCGCGUGCGAGCCGUAGGCUCGACCUCGGAGCACAAGGAGAAGAGCCCCUACCGCCAGCUGCUCGAUGUUGCUGGGAAACCCAAGGUCGAGGCGCCGGCCGCCGCAGGCACGAAAGAGGUCUGCUUCGAGGCUGCCGGCGGCGGCGUCGAUACGAAUCUCUACCUCUUGGGUACGCUCGAGGCCGGUGUUCGGAUUCCCGGGCCGGCUCUCAUCCUAGACCAGACGCAGACGAUCCUCGUCAGGCCCAAGACGACGGCCGUCAUCCUCGACAGCAUCGUUGUCAUCGAACUCGAGACCUCGUCAGGGUCCAACACUGGCCUCCCUUCGUCUGAUGCGCCGCAGCAGACGCAGCAGGUCGAAAGGACGGUCAACCCCAUUCAGCUGUCCAUCUUUGGCCACCGGUUCAUGUCCAUUGCCGAGCAGAUGGGCCGCACGCUUCAGAAGACAGCCGUGUCAACCAACAUCAAGGAGAGGCUUGACUUCUCGUGUGCCAUCUUCUCGCCCGACGGCGGUCUCGUGGCCAAUGCGCCGCAUGUCCCCGUCCACCUCGGCUCGAUGCAGUUCUGUGUUCGCCACCUGCAUCACCAGUGGAAGGGCCGCCUCGAAGAGGGCGACGUGCUCAUCUCGAACCAUCCGUCCAGCGGGGGCACCCAUCUGCCGGACAUCACCGUGGUGACACCAGUCUUCGACAAUGGCGCGAUCGUCUUCUUCGUGGCUUCGCGCGGCCACCACGCCGAUAUUGGCGGCACGCGGCCGGGCUCGAUGCCGCCCGACUCGCACUUCCUCUACGAGGAGGGCGCCGCCAUCCUCGGCGAGAAGCUCGUCAGCAACGGUCGGCGCAGGUGGCGGCCAACAAGCAGGGCAUCCACCUCAUCCAGGGCGCUCAUCAGCGAGUACACGCUGCCCGAGGUGCAUAAGUACAUGUUCGCCAUCCAGGCCAACGCCGAGCAGGCGGUGCGGGCGCUGCUCAAGACGAUGCACGCCGCCAUGCCGCCCGGCGGCCUGCGCGCCACCGACUACAUGGACGACGGCACGCCCAUCGCCCUCGCCAUCACCAUCGACCCGGCCACGGGCGACGCCGUGUUCGACUUUACCGGCACGGGGCCGCAGGUCUACGGCAACACGAACGCGCCGCGCGCCAUCACCCACUCGGCCAUCAUCUACUGCCUGCGCGCCCUCGUCGCGUCGGACAUUCCGCUGAACCAGGGCUGCCUCGCGCCCAUCGACGUGCGCAUCCCGCCCAACACGAUCCUGUCGCCGGGCGAGGGGGCGUCCGUCGUCGGCGGCAACGUGCUGACGUCGCAGCGCGUGACGGACGUGGUGCUCGCGGCCUUUGGCGCCUGCGCCGACAGCUCGGGCUGCAUGAAUAACCUGACGGGUUUCGGGUACUACGAGACCAUCGGCGGCGGCGCCGGCGCAGGCCCGACGUGGCAGGGGACGAGCGGCGUGCACACGCACAUGACGAACACGCGCAUCACGGAUCCCGAGGUGCUGGAGAAGCGGUACCCCGUCCUGCUGCGCGCGUUUGCCGUCAGGGCUGGGUCGGGAGGCGAGGGAGCGCAUCGCGGAGGGGAUGGCAUCGUCAGGGACAUUGAGUUCCUCGUGCCCGGGGUGCAGGUGUCCAUUCUGUCCGAGCGGCGCUCGCGGGCGCCGAGGGGCAGGAACGGAGGAGGCGAUGGUGGCAUGGGUAGGAAUACUUGGGUCAGGAAAAGCGACGGCAUGACCAUCAGUCUCGGGGGCAAGGCGACGGCGAGCUUCGGGAGGGGAGAUCGUAUCAUCAUUGAGACGCCCGGCGGUGGAGGCUAUGGCGCCAAGGUUGCCGCCUGA